AUGCAGGCAUCACACCCGCUCCCAUCAGCUCCAUCGGUUCAGUGCGUGACCCGCGUCCAGUUGAACAUUUCUUGCAAGAACUUGAAAGACAAAGAUGUUUUGUCCAAAUCUGACCCAAUGGCGGUCGUUGUGAUAUUCAAGGAUGGCAACUGGUCGGAGGUAAAUGGCCCACUAAUAGAGGUUUUGUAGUAGCAUGUUCAGUUUAUGUAGUGUGGUCUUGGCAGAGGGGUCGAAGGGCUGGACUUGCAUAAGCCCCGCCCGCCCGGCCUUACUGGAGUUGUUUUUCCGUAGUCCAGAGAACACAGUCAUGGACAGAGUUAAAUGGAAAAGCAAAACUCCCAUAUAUUCCCUAAAGUCAAAGAUGAAGCAGUACAAAGGAUAGAUCACACCAUUUUUCCAUCCUUAAUUUCGGGUCAGAGGGAGGUGGUGGGGAUUUUCUGGCUACAUGUAUCUAUGGCUUUCACAUUUACCAUAAUUCAAUUUGUUUUUCCCACAGAAUUUUGCAUAAGUCUCUAGGGACAAUUAUUAGUUCAAUACUUUGGAGGGGAAAGCAAACUGCAUUAUGGGGAACAUAAAACUCGCAAAUUAGGCAGUUUUUAUCAUGGACAACACAGUGCCAAAUAGGCCAUUUUACAGUUAGGUGCUCAGCGCCCUGGCCUUUGAAUAGAAGCGGGGGUGGCAGUGGCCUUGUUUUGUUACAAACCUUUCCGGUUUUAAUGUGCAAAUCGUGGUACUCUCAUGCCAACAAGCCCGUGAACAUGGUCAUUCAUAUGAAAAACAAGAAGGUUUGUAACAAAACAAGGUCACCGCCAGCCUCACAAAAUUAAAUCUAUUCAAAGGCCAGGGUUGGGUUGCAAAAAACAUCUUAAGAUUAAGAGAACUUGUAACUAUUAUUUCAAAACAAUAGGUUAUUGUUCCAGAACAAAAGUUAAGAGCCCUCUUAUCUUAAGAAGGUUUUAUGCAACCUGGCCCAGGGCACCAAGCACACAACUGUAAAAAAUUAAUGGCCCAUUGAGAUUGGGAAAUCACAAGGAAAGGACUAAAAAAACUUCAUUUUCAGGUGAUCAAUCUACCAUUUCACUCUUGGUUUGGUACAGAAGGAAGAUUUUUAGAUCAUGUGUCAGUGUCAUCACAUUGACUUUGCUAUAGACCCUUUGCAGCUACAGUGAAAGGCUUUUAUCCCUUAAAAUGGUUAUUAUUUUCCUUUGAUUGUCUUGUCCUAAUGCGUCUCUUGUGUAAAUGUCAAUUAGAAAAUCAGACAUCUCUCCUUUCUUUUUGCUGAUAGCAAAAACAAAACGACUUGUCUGUCCUCUUUGUCAGUCCGUGGUCAUGGCCAGUUGUUCAAAGACUAGUUAUGACUUACACAAGGUUCAAGUCAACUCUGAGCUCUGUUUCUUUUGUUCAAAAGCAUUUCCCCUGGUGAUUUUAGCAGUCCUUUUAAAACACCCAAGCAUCAAAUUUUAGGCUAAAGGAAUUUACACUGUACAAGAACUUACAUGUAUACUACUUUGUGAACAUUCAGAUCUGAAUCAUAUAACAUGCUAAUCCUGGGUUACUGUAUCUUAACCCUCCUUCAAUUUACAAUUAAUAUCUGGAAAUUAAAGUUCUACUGACUUUUCUUUGUCAUCUUGGCCUUCAGUCAGGAGAAAUAUUUGUACCACUUUGCUGCUGUUUAUCAGCCAAUUCUGCCUUGUAAUAUCUUUUCUAUUUUGAAAACAUGUGAACAAACUCACCAUGGAACAGAACCUUAAAUAGGAAAUUAAUAUUUUGAAGAAGUGGAAAAUAAUUUUUUCUUUUUGUUAACGGGAUUUUCCUUCCUUUUUUCAGGUUGGUAGGACUGAAAAGUUGGAUAAUACUUUAAAUCCUCAAUUUUCUAAAGCUGUUCUAGUGGAUUACUUUUUUGAAGAGCUUCAGAAGCUGAAGUUUUUUAUCUAUGACAUUGAUAGCCCCACUGGAAACUUGAAAUCUGCAGAUUUCUUAGGGGAGUUAGAAUGCACAUUGGGUCAGGUAAGUGGCCAAAAAAGCUACAAUGUUCACUUACAAAGUGAUGUGUAACUUAUUAUGUUCAUUCCCGUUGGCACCACCAGCUGGCUAGCACAGUUUGCAGCCAAGCGCCACUGUGCUUGAGCAGGAAGUUCUGAGCUAGACCACAUGAUUAAAACCUUGCCGCCACUCAGAUGAUUGCAUUAUUUGGCAGAGUGGUGUAGCUGAAAAAUUAAAAGACUUGCCAAGUCUCAUGAGUUUGUAGUGAGUCUAACAAUUUCAUGACCUUUCUCACACUCUCAGGGGUCCACAACUGAUGUUCCACACUUUCCCAAAAAGUCACACUUCAAGAAUCUUUAAAUUUGGAGCAUCUGUAGGUUUUGUUUUUGAGUUAUAUGUAAAUAGUACUUUUAAUUCAAAGGCCAGUCACAUUUAGUUAUUACUUUCUUCAACCCACCAUUGCUUGCCACUGCCACCAAAAUGUGUAGUCUUGCUGUUAUUUAAAAAAUAAUCUUAAUCUCACAUUUCCAGAUGGCUGCAUGCCAACAAAAGUUGUGUGCAUGUGUGCAUGACUUAGAAUACCCAUGAUUCCCUCGGGAAGCCCUUCCACUUGGGAGUUUGGGAAAUCUCAUUUCCCUGAGUUCCCACUAAUUCAGUACUUUUCCAGCUACAUCUGUAUAGGCAUAGAAUCUCAGGAUUUUUUGGGGCUGGCAAGUCUAUAAUAGGCCAUAUUUUGCAUGCAGCUCAUUCAAUAAGGUUGCUUUAGGCAUUAGGAGGCUAUAUUUUUCGGUGGUCACUAGCUCCUGCAAAUCAUUGCAUUAUUUGGUUUGGCCAAAUGCCUAAUAUCCAGUUGCCAAUUCCCAAUCCCCAAAGCAAUCAGCUAUAAGCUAGAAUUCCUAUACACUGGCAGAAUAAAUUAAUGCAUUUAUUAGAGAUCACACUGAUUAUUUCUUCUGCUUAAACCAUUAUUUUAUUUUUCUUCAGCUUGUGUCAUCUGGAACUUAUACAAAACCACUGUUAUUUAAGGGAACAUCUGGGCAAGCUGGAACCAUAACAGUAGGUUUUUAAAAUAAGUGGAUGUUUAUAAUAUCAAUUGCCUUUAAAGACUAUUUGACUGGAUAAUGUUGAUUGUUCAUCCUGUACUAGUGUUGGUGAAAUAAAUUUUUGAAUUUAUAGGAGGUUAAUGAAAAAGAUGAAAAUGGCCCCUCUGUUAUGAUUGUAGUAGGGAGUUUUAGCAUCGAUGAUAGCGACGGCAGCGAAAAAGUCGCUUUUAAAAUGAAUUAGCAUUUUUUCAAACUUUGUCGUGUUUAUUUCAUUUCAAUUCGCUGAAAAUGUUUAAUGUUCAUGAAGGCAAAUUUCCCUGGUGUUGAUUUCUUAGGGACUGCACUCAAGUUUAGAAAUCUUGAGAUAGACAGUUUUGUUGUUGCUUGUUUAUGUCUUCGCUGAAAUGUUAAAUUAGGUUUUUUUUACAGCUGUACGUACUCAUAGUUGUGAAGUAAUGGCAAAGAAAUGCACAAAAAAAGUGUGAUGCACCUGCAGACUUGUUGUUUUGCUUUAUAAACCUUUUGUUGUUUUGACAUUCUCUUUGUUGCUAAAACUCCCUAGUACAAAACUACUGCUUGUUUUAUUAUUGAUCACAUUACGAUAUUAUUGCUAUGUUUGUUAAAUUAUAUCAUUAUCAAUGUUAUAAUAUUAUUAUUAUUUGUGCAGUGUAUUCUGAACAAAGUCAUUUAUUUUAAUAUUUUAAAUCAAAAAGUUUAUUUAACUCGAUCAUCAACAAAAGAUGUUUUCAGAGUUGAUUGGUGCCUUAAGUGUCUCAAAAUCCAUUGGAAUAGCUUAUAGUUGGAAGGAAAUUUACGUCAGUAAUUUGCAGCAAGUUUUUAGUGAAACUUGCCUUGAGGAUGCAGAUCUUUCCAAACCUCAGCCAUGCAAGUACUUUGUUGUAUAUGGACUGAGGAAAUCCAAGCCAAGACUAAACAGUGAACUACGCAAACAGCAAUAAACUGUGACACAAUAAUUUGGCAGACGUAAUAGUUUUUUGGCAAAUGCAAAAAUUUAUGUGUUACUGUACAUGUACAGUUUUUGCUUUGCUUUGAGGGUAAUUUCCAAGGGCUUUUAUUUGAAGGGCAAUUAUCUGAGGGGAUUUUUUGUUAUAAUUUUGGGGUCUUAUAUUUGGAGAUCAAAGGGCUUAUUUUCAGAAUUUUACUGUAGCUUACCUAAAUUACAUUUAGCCACAGUUGUUUAAUUUUAAUUCAAGUGGUAAUAUUAAUGCAUCCCUGGUUUACUUGUAAAAUAAUCAAUUAAAUUUUGUAUGUCAUACACCUGUAGGUGGUUGCAGAAGAGGUUACUGGUGGAAAUGAUGAAGUGCUUUUCCAAUUCAGGGCUGAAAAACUAGACAAGAAGGUUUGUGAUUUAUUACCAGUUUCUGUGAUAAAAAUAAUGAUAAUGUAGCACAAGAUCCAUUCUGAGGUGAGUGUUUCAUAUUCAAAGGGAUCUCACAAUGAUCAGUCAUGUGCAUGUCUAAGUGGCAUGUAGUUCUCUUGAACUGACUCGUACUUUGUAAAGUCUCACCAAUUUAUGGGUUACCAUAAGAUAACUGCUUUGUAUAUCAUGUACAUUGUACAUGGUAAAACUAACGUGGCAACAUAUCGCUGACAGGUCUUAAUCAACACAGCACGUUGAAUACUACUUCCUGUGUGCCAGUCAGUACUACAUGUACAUGUACAUGUACUGUAUUUACAAUUUUUCUUAGAACAAGCAGUGAUAACGAGCACAAGCUGUGACCAAAAAAGUACAAAAAGCCUUUGUAUGUACUUUGUACUGUAUGUUUAAUUAAUUUUUUAAAUGUGAGGAAAUUAACUUAAAGACAGUUAUGAUGCUACUAUUUUUUUGCUUGUUUUCUUUUUUAGCAGAAUUUAGUAUAGGCCCAGGAUACCUAGUUGUGGAUAUGAGAUCAAAUGUUCUUCUAUGUGCAUUUCUGUUAAAAAUAUAAGAUAAUACUUUUUAAUCCAUGUAGGAUUUUCUUGGAAAGAGUGACCCCUAUUUGGAACUUGCAAGGUCAAAAGAAGAUGGAACAUUUGUUGUUGUCCAUAGAACAGAGGUCUGUUUAAUGUGAUUAGUUACUGAAAAUCAUAACAAAAAGAGAUAUCCUAAGACAUUAACUGCUUAUUAAAUUUUUGAAACUAUAAUGAAUAUAUCUCUACUAACCAAACAUAAUUAUUAUACAAUGUAUAAUUAUUAUGUAGUUUAAGGUUACAAUGUAACUUCUUAACUUCUAGUGGUGUCUUCAGGCUCAAGCAACACAUGUACAUGUAUUUUGAGUUUCCAACAUGACUUUGUAACAAAAUAUUUUAGGUCUUUUUUCAUGUGUUCAUUGUAACAUUAAUCCAAUUUGCAGGUUGUUAAGAACAAUUUGAAUCCAAGGUGGAAAGCAUUUCAAAUCCCAGUACAGCAGAUUUGUAAUGGAGAUUAUGACAGGACCAUUAGAGUAAGCAUUAUUUUAAUACGUUAGUCCUUUAUGAUGUGCAUCAGUGGUUUCAAAACAAGCUACUUGACUGUAGUUCGCCGGUUACUCUAGACCCCCCUAAGCUUCAGGGCCUUUUGGCCCCUCAAUUGUCACAGGCACCUACUUUUCCAGAGUCGGCUGCCUACUUCAAAACAUUUUGAAACCCCUGGUAAAUCCUUUUAUUUUAACACUUGCAUAAUAUUUAAAACACCUCACUAUGAUGUACAACCAUUAUUGAUCAUAUUGUACCAUGUUAAUAUUUUCAUAAAGAGCACUAUAAGAAAUUGUAACGGUAUGAUAAAACGAUAGUUACUGUAAGAGUAAUUUAAAUUGUCCUUUUCUUAAGUCUUACUACUUACAUUACUACAUGUAAGUCAAAGAAAUAAUAUAAAACUUGACUGAGGUCCAAUAAUGAUAAAAUAAUUUUCAGAUUUCAUGUUUUGACUGGGAUUCAGAUGGAUCACAUGACUUUAUUGGAUCAUUCACCACAAAUCUCAGAGAGAUGUGCUCUGUUCAACCCCCCAAGGAGGUAAAUACAGUCAACAUUGAUUAAACUUAUAGUGAUGACAAGGGUAGAUGAAUUCAUGCAAAAAUAUGCUACACUUUCUUUUAGGGGAGAGGUCACCUGGCAAUUGUACAUUUAGGGCCUGUUUACAUGGAGGUUGGGGACCCCAAAUAGGUGAGGUAACAUGUGGCUAACCUAUCAUGUAAACAUUAUCAAAUUAAAAUUAGAGAUCUAUGUAUAGGUGGGUUGCCCCACCUACCUGGGGCCCCCAAUGCCAUGUAAACAGGCCCUUACAGGUAUUUUGUGGGUAAGUGUGGUCUGGGAAGUUGGCUAAUAACCCACUGCGAUGGUUUAGAAUUUGGUGUGGCACCCUGCUUGGUGCCAGUGACUUUUCAUUUAAGUUUUCCAGUUUUGGUGUUUUCUCAUCCUUUUAAGCCCGUAGCUUAGGCCUUCUGCCUAUGGUUGACCCUGAAACAUACCACUGGGUGUGAGAAAAAAAAUAUGGUACGCAGGGUACUAUAGGGUGCAGGGAGGAAAUUGUUUUCUUUGUUGAGGUGAUUCGCUGGUUUUCCGCUGCACAUCUCUUACUGCGCAUAACAAGUUGGCUGCCAUGACAAAAGCAUCUGAGGUUACAUUGCUAAAAUGAAGCUGAGUGAAGAGAAACACUAUUGGAAAUUUCGCUUGCAGUUGUUUCUUGCUGAGAUAAAACUCAAUGUGUUGGGAAUGUGCAUAACGUAUUCUAAGAAGCGUAUAACAUAUUCUAAGAGUUUGACUUCCUCUCAGAGAACCUCGAUGGUGGAUGUCUGCUUACUCAGUUUGAUUUUUAUCUAAGCGCUGUCUUUAUCACAUUGCGUCUUACAUUGUAACUGUGAUAUCUUGACAUAAAUUCUUUAAAAACAGAUGUUUUAAAGCUUUCUUCCUUCUUCCACAUACAUGUCAUUUUGAAACUCACUCCCAUUCCUGUCUAAAAAGUCGAAGGAAAUGCAUUUCAUGUGCACUUUCUGCAGCUCUACUGCAAAAACGAGUACAGUGAACCCCAUUUUUUAUUUCAUGAGUUUAAUAAGAACAGUGCUUCCUUUCAAUGCAAAAAAAUUGACAUAAAUCUACAUUCAGUUUUUUGGCGAUUUCACUGAAUUGUAUGGAUUGAGUUAUAACAAGUCGAGUAGCAUAAUUUUAUGUCCAAAUGAAGUUUAUUUUGGAGCGUAAAGUAAAAAUUAAACAAGGGCAUUAAAAGACAUUUUUUCUGGUACAUAAGUGGAUAAACAAUACAUUUAAGUUCAAUUUUGUGCGAUACCACAUCGACAUGUAUCAUCGAAAAAAUCUCCUUUUUGUAUAGUUUUUUGCUGCGCGCAGUUCUUGCCAAAGACUCCUAAAUAGCCUUAUUUGCCAGUAUUGUGAUGUCAAAACGAGCACAGUGACCCCCACUUUUUAUGAAAUUUUUCUCAUCUUCUUGACUUGUUACAUCAUUUCUCCAAGUUUCAUCUACAAUCUAUGUUAGGUAUUUUUACUAAGGAAUCACUUUGAUUCAUGUCACACUCUUUUUUGCUGUUAAUUUCCAGGUUCAAUGGCCAUGUAUGAAUGAAAAGAAACAGAAGAAGAAGCGUGGAUACAAGAAUUCUGGAGUAAUUUUUCUAUCAAAAUGUGAGGUACAUUGAUUACUUUCAAACUCUGAGCCCUCACAGGCUUUUUUGGCAGGUGAAACAAGAGCUUAAAAAAGCGUCUGCUCCCCACAGGCUACAUGUUUGUUGGUUCAGUGAAUAACAUAAAUAAAAAAAAGCUCAAAUCAAAUUGAAUUAGAGUUACAAUAAGAUCCAACAUUAGGGCUUCCUUUUUCAGAGGUGAGCCAAAAAUAAUUAUAAUUUUUGUACGUGUAACAUGUAAAAGAGCUGUGUUUGUAGUAGCCACAAAUCACCUUUUUACCUUUAUUUUUUAUCCCUAAACCCAAAUUGAUUUGAUUAAGCAAUUACUGGUUUGAUUUUUUUCUUUACAUGUUCCUAUGUUAUUGCAUAGCCUCAUAAUUUUAGAGUUCCUUCUUAUUUUUACAGGUAGUGAAAGUAUCCUCAUUUUUGGACUUUAUUCAAGGUGGCUGUCAACUUAACUUUACAGUGAGUUUUGAAACAAAUAUUCUUACUUUUUAAUUCUAAGACCUUUCUGAACUUACACUUAACUGGACCAUUUCUCAUUAAGUUGUAGGUUUAUAAUUUAUUAAUGAAUCAAUCAAUCAACUUUAUUUAAACACGGUAAAUGGCUCAGCAAACUGGUUUUCAGACAUGCCGUGUGAUAAUUACAAGGUAUAAAAAUAAAGACUAGUGAUUAACUAACAAUAAUUAACACAUGAAUUUACAAUUUUUAUCUGUUCCUAUCGACUCUAAUAUACAACAUGAUUGGUUUAAAAAACUCUCUCACGCUCAUUACAACUCUGACUCUGAUUCUGUCACUAGUAUCCAACCAUUAGAAGUGCCAAUAUCUUCCUCAAGAGAGGCUUGCUGUAAGUGGGGGUUGGAGUUGUUGUGGUGGGUGGGUGGGUGGUGGUUGAGGAAUGAGGAUUUAAAGAGAGGCUUGUUGUUAGUCUAUGCAAAUUUAGUGCAAGUAAACUAUAUCAUAAUGAGGCAUUUUUUCAUCCAUGCAAGUGAAACUCGUUUUCACAGGAACGGCUGUGCACUUGGCCUUAAUUUGAAAGUGGGGUUUUUGGAAGUCAGAUGUGGCCUAUUAUCCUCAUUGCAGAGGACAUCAACUGUAAAAUAACUCACUAACAACUUCACUCAGUAGUGAAGUAGUUUUGUCUCUUACAGUCAAGUAACUGCUCACUGCUGAGCACUACAACCAGUUGCAAACAUUUUGAGAGACUCCAAGGAAAAAACGACUUUUCUUGCUUCAAAUCUGUGUUAGUCACAGGUCUGUGAGAUGAAAUUUUUAUUCUGACCUUCCUCCUCCCUUCUAUUCAAAGUUGUUCCCCCAAGUUUUGAGCAUAGUCUUGUAUUGCUAAUCACUAUGUUAAGGGGUGGAGGGGGGAUCACAAGCACAAGAUCAAGGACAGGUCAUCUAAGCCAAAAUACGGUAUUGUGUCUCAAGUUAACUUUUGCAACUUGUUGUAGCCAUAGUUUUGCCCAUACAGUCGUAGAGAAGUAACAUCUCACUGUGGAGAUGUGAAAAUAUUGGACUCUCCCACCUUGAGAAGCACUAUACAGGGUUGUCAAAAGUAGCCCGCUACUCUGCUUGGCAUUUCUUUACAGAUGGCAUUUGUUAAAUAAAAUAUCCGAGGAUUGGCCACUUACUUUGACAACUCAGCCGUCUACUUCAAACCUUUCUGACAACGCUGACUUUAAAUUAUAAGGGUGCUAUCACUGUACAGGCUGUAGUUCUAUUGGCCCUCUAUGUUAAUUUUUCUACAUGGCUGACAGGUUGGAAUAGACUUCACAGCCUCUAAUGGUGACCCUACUAAGAGCACUUCACUUCACUUCAUGAAUCCUUAUGCACCAAAUGAAUACAUGCAGGCGCUGAUGGCUGUGGGGGAAAUUAUUCAGGAUUAUGACAGGUAAUAGACUACUAUAUUGAUGACGUCAUAGAAAUUAAGUUUCUGAAAUUAUGGGAUUUGUCAGGAUAUUCUGAAAGAACAACUUCCAAGAGGCCUACUUGCCAAAAAUGAGCAUUUUGGGGCAAAUUGUCUCUGAGAUAUUAGCUGAUUAUACUCAGAAAACUCCAUACAAACCCUUCUAAUUUUCUUUUGGGUCGACCCUGAAAAAUUUAGAAGGGUAUGUAUGGAAUUUUCUAAGCAUAACUGGGCUACAAUCGCAGAGACAAUUUGCCCCGAAAUGCUCAUUUUUGAACAGGCCUUCGGUCUCCUCCCGAUUUUUUCACCCUUUCCCCACUAACAGAGAGCCUAUUCACUGCCUCACACUCCCUAUAAAGGCCUAUAUGGUGAGGCUUCAUCAGAAAGGUUUACUUUUUUCGGACUUCAGAUAUAUUAUACGGUGGCUUUUGAAUCCGGACGUGUUUUGGAUUUUUCGAAGUGAUUUUGGAUUCUGGGACGUUUUUUUGGAUUCUGUGGAUGUGUUUUUGGAUUGUGGAAAGUGUUUUUGGAAUCUGGGACGUGUUUUGGAUUCUGGGAAGUGUUUUUGGAUUCUGGAAAGUAUUUUGUCCUUACGAGUCACCGUAGAUUUAUAUGUAUGGCAGGGUAGGAAAAUCUAUCAUUUAAGCCCUUUAAUUGAAACGUUUUGAAAGAUACUUCUUAUGGCUCUAUCAUUUUUAUAGGCCAUUUCCGCCUGGACCUCUGUAUCAAAACGAGGUUAAGGGCUCAGCCUUUGAUAUAGAAAUGAUUUUUCAUUACCAUGCAAAUAAAUUAUUACCCUGCGAGCAGAGGCCCUUCGAUCUUCCUAGAUAAGUCGGCUUAUCUAGGAAGAUCGAAGGGCCUCUGCUCGCAGGGUAAUAAAUUAUUUAACUUAAUUUUCACUGAAUUUUCUUUUUGGUUUCAUUUCGAAAGUGAGUGUUUUUGGAACUCGGAAUUGGCCUAUUAAUUUAUUUAAAUUAAUUUAUUGUAGUUUUACAUUACCGUGAUAAAACUAAGAUAAUAGUAAACAAGAGGACUAGUCCAUGCAUGAAUAAUAAAAAUAAAAUCAAAAAUAUUUACAAUUACUUUAAAAUGCAAUAGCGUUUAAAAAAUAUUAAAAUUAGGAAAAUUUACAAAUUCACAGAAAUUAGUCUAUGAUUAUACCAUCGCAGCCAUGGCGUAUAUUAAGGAGUUCCUUGCGUGACUGGUUAUCAAUUUGGGCGUUUGUCAAUAAGGCGUAAUUAGAUGUCAUGCGUUUUACGUAUAUGUUGUAGUUAAUUUUUUUAUCUCAGGAAAUUUUUUGUUUUUCUUUUAUUUUUGGGUACGUUAAUGUAUGCUAAUGAGGUUGAAACAAAAGAAAAAUAAAAAUUACCUGAGAUAAAAAAUUAACUACAACAUAUAUCUUCUUGAUUUUAUUUUGCAGUGACAAACUGUUCCCCUCAUUUGGGUUUGGAGCCAGAAUUCCACCGUCAUAUCAGGUAAAUGAGAAAAAGGACUUCCGCUUUAUACAGCUUAAAUCCUUGGACCCUACCCAGUUGUUCAAAAGCAGAUUAAACGUAUUGUCUUGUAAAAUUGCCAAAACCUGCGGUUAACUCCUAUUGCUGCUUAGAGGAGGCUAUUUUGAAUUGGUACACAUAACAGCUAAGAGUAUUAUCAAUGGAAAGCUUAGUCACGAGGUAGUCGUGGGUAAAAAAAAAGGUCAUGGCGAAUUUGAACCUCGAGUUACGUUUUAAACAAAUCUACUGCAGAAGUUAGUUUAACCUUUGUUUAACCUUGCUUUUGAAAAUUCGAGUCCAGAGCUACGUUGUUACCGAGCUCCUGUUUCAAACUCGACUCAAAAUCAUUAUGUAAGCUUUCUGAUGUUUUAUCAGGCUUCGUACUGUCCAUGGAAAACCUGGAAAGUCGUAAAAUUUCAUUUUCAAGGCCUAGAAAGUCAUGGAAUUCAAUUUUUGGUCCUUGAAAGUCAUGGAAAAUGAAAGUUUUGUUUGGUAGAUUAGUUACUGCAGAUGACAAAGCAAGGACAAUGUAAGAUAAAGAGGAGUAAUUAAACAGCGCGAACAUUUUGGUGGAUACCACACUUUGUUUCUGUUGAACUGUUUAAGGUAAAAAUAUGCUAAAGCAAGUUAAGUUCUGAAACCUUUCCAAAAUGACGGCUAAACAUAAGGUCAUGGAAAACUAGAAAAGGCCAUGGAAAAAGUCAUGGAAUUGAAGAACUCAAAAGAUUACACACCCUGUUUAUCUCAUAUCUCCUUUGAUUUCUUUUUACAAUUACUGUACCCUUAGUCUUAUGCAUAACAGGCAUAAUUUUCAGCAUUUUUGGGAGACCAAAGGUAAGCGUGAGGUGGACGCAAAGUGGAAGCUUAGCGCAAGAGGAUAAGAUGCCAAAUAAUUAAAGGUGAUGUUACAAGGGACGAUUUGCAAGAACAAUUUUUAACGCAAAACAUCAUUUCAACAUUGUUGCGACAUUGUUUCGAAUGGUUGCAACAUUGUUCCAACAUUGCUACGCUGUGUUGAGCAAAAAAAACCGUCGUUGCGAAUCGUCCCGUGUAAGAUCGCCUAAGGAAGAGAUAAUAUAAUUGUAGCCUGAGGGGGUAGCCGAAAAAGGCGUUAUGCUCGUGUCUUGCGCUCCAUGCUCACCUCUUCCUUGCCUUAAAAAGGCAAAAUAAGACACCAAUGUUGCAGGUUACUGUAUCUCUAUCUAUAUCAUAGAGGAAACAUUUUUUGCAGUUUUGUUUUAAAGAGAAAAAAAAAUCAAAUUACUUUAAUUUUUCAGGUUUCCCAUCAGUUUCCAUUGAACUUUAAUCCUGGCAAUCCGUACUGUGCAGGUAUUCUUAAACUAUCCUUGUUAUGCAUGACCUAAAGCACAGAGUAUAAAGCGGUCUCAAGGGAUAUUACGACACAUAAUUUUCAUUAGACGUUAUGCGUGAGCGGCACGCAAAAGGAGACACUAGUGCAACGGGUGCACGAGUGCAAGGUUCCCUCGCGGUACGCUUCACUCUCUGUUUUAUCAGUGUACCCGGCUAAAAGGGAUUCCGUUACCGUAACAGCCGUAAAUGAUCUAAUAGAGCGUUUUCACUUACGUGGCCAGCAACUAUGCAGAUUAAUUGCGACGAAAGAAGGUCUUUACAUGAGUAAAGAGUUCCACUACCGCAGGGUUGAUUUUGGACUGCAACAUGGCCGCCGUUUCAUUGUUUUAGGACACCAAAGGCUCUAUAGGUACCCUCUUGCAAGUAAACGCCUAUUGUCUGAUAAAAAAAAUCUAACCUGCGAAUACAGCCGUUUCUUCUUGUUUCUCGCCGCCGGGGACGUUGGCCGGGAGGAACGUCUGGGCCUCAGAAAUUCCAUACUGAUGACGUAAAUCAAUGUUUACAUAACAAAUCCGGUAGUCCGGUAGUCAUGGGGAUCCAAAUGUAAAUUUGUUGAUAAUCAUGUUUCUCCUGGUCGAUCAUGGUAAAGUUUUGCGUUCUACUGCGAACGAGCUCCAGCAAAACUCAGAUGCUUUUUCUAAGACUGUUUUGUAGAACGUAGAUUCUUCACGUUUACGACGACCCAGUUUGCCUUUGACCUUUGUGGCCGUCUGUCUGUUGUCUGUCAUUCGUAAACAAUAGGUACAACAAUGUAAUUAUUAUGUCGACCAAUGAGAGAUCCUGACAAAAAUUCUGGACAGAUUUUACGUCAUCAGUAUGCAUGAGUAUGGAAUUUAUGUUGCUGGAGCGCAGACGUUGCUCCUGGCGAAACGUCUCUAGCGCCGAGGAGCAAGGAGAAACGGCUGUAUUCGCAGGCUAAUGAGAAUCCGUCCCUUACGCUUAGAAUGGAUGCCUCAGUCUAAUAGACGCUCGCAUUUCUUUGGUUCCUGAAUACUGCGAAAUAGACCAAAAUAAUUCAAUUUAUUCAGUUUCUUGCUUGAGUAACAAGGGUUUGCGCAUUUCAUCUUGUGCAAUUCAAGUACAAAGUAAAGGAUAUUGACAUUCGAUUUGAGCUUUUAAAAAAGAACAAUAUCGACUAUAAACGUCCCCGCUUGGGCUCCUAAAAUUAAAAGGACGCCCCAGGCGUCUUUUAGAUCAUUUCCUGUAAAUGUGUGACUUUUCCUACUAGGUCUCCCUGGUUUAGUUCAGGCUUAUCAGACCUGCAUACAAAGUGUACAGCUUUAUGGCCCAACUAACAUCUCGCCUAUCAUCAACCAUGUUGCACACUUUGCACAACAAGCUGCUCAAGUCCCCACUGCCACUGUAAGUAACAUGCAUGGUUUUUUGUCAGGACUUUGGUCCGGCAUAUCAGAGUGAUUGAUAUGAUUCAUGUGAAUUAUUUGAUAUAAAACUAUGACAGGGUGAGCUUUGUCGGCACAGUGCUGGCCAACAGAGAGUGAACAACACCCAGUCUUAAAUAUCUUAGAAAUGAAAGUACUGUCAUUUGCCUUUCAAACGGUUAGACCUUCGUGUGACCGGGAGAACGAAGAAGAAAUGACAGUCGAGUCUCUAGUUCGAGACUUUACUAAAACUAUUGUCCUCAUUAAGUACUUUUUUUGCUUAAUACAUUAGCUAAGUACAUUUUUUUAAAAAAGAAUCGUACAUGAAUGGAACGUCACCAAAGAUAAACUUUCUCGAUAAUGCAGAUAAUGUUAUUAGUUCCAUGUGAAGAGAAAAGUGAGGAGAAUAUAUUGUCACAUGUUUAAGGGUCAAAGGUUAAUGCCUCAAACUAGCCUCCAUACCUGGGCUUGUCAACAGAGGUCAAUGUGGUCACACAGUGUUCUGUACUAGCGAGAUAUUUAUAUCAGAGACUAAUGGUUAAUUUUCUUAGACUUGUUUUAUUUCCUGGGCAGAUGACUCUGUGUAAACUGCUGAAACGUGGAUUCAAUGACGGGAGGAUCUGCUAAUACCGUUGCUAACAAUUUAUUGUAGAAAAUCAACGACAUUAACACGAAGUCUUUAAGCACAUGGUUAAAAACACAAAAGAAAACAAAAGGGACGUCCGAGCCCCUGAGACGUAACUUAGUGCCUAGUGCCAACACGUCCGUAAAUUUAACAGUAAAUUCACCAAUUUCGCAUAGGCCAUAAUGCACCUUGCUUACCCCCCUCCCCCCUCCCCCAAAUUUUGCAUAAUUGUUGUCUUCGAUUUCACUUGGGACGACUGUAAUACCCAAGAGAAACUGAAAACAAUGGCAAUGCAAAAUGUAGGGUCGAAAACAAGGUGCAUCAUGGUCUAUGUGAAAAUAGUAAAUAGAUUUUAUGUUCCGAGUAAGUAUUUGUCCACUUUAGAUGUAACAGUUUAUUAUUAUUAUUAUUAUUAUUAUUAUUAUUAUUAUUAUUAUUAUUAUUAUUAUUAUUAUUAUUAUUAUUUCAUUUUAUUUUUUUUGAUAGAACUACUUCAUACUUCUAAUACUGACUGAUGGUGUAAUCACAGACAUGGAUCAAACCAAGCAGGCUGUUGUAGCAGCAUCAGGGCUUCCCAUGUCAAUCAUUAUUGUUGGAGUUGGAGGUGCUGAUUUUGCCAUGAUGGAGGAACUUGACAGCGAUGACGCAUUGUAAGGAAACUUCAGCAAAACUGUAACUUAUAAUAUCAACAAUAGUAAUAAUAUUGCGCUUUCUGACGUUGUAUCUUCGUAUUACAAAAUUGAUGCAGAAUAGGAGGAAGACUGUGAACAAAUUCGUUAUAUGAGGUUCGAAGGGAUAGCUCUAGGGUGACAGUAAAGAGAGAUGGUUAAAUAUGCGCCCUUCCUGACAUCUUCCUUUGGCACGCCGCUUCCUACCGUUCAAGAUGUCAAAGUUUUAGCCACCAACACAAGUCUUCCUCAGCUGCAGUGCACAAGCAAUGGGUAACCCCUCCCCCCAAACAGGAUCCAAACCCGUUAGAUAAAUACACCUUAUUGGAUGGUUUAGUAUAUAAUACGUGGGAUAUUUUGCGAGUUGCGUUGUAUUUUUCCGAGCCCCGCAGGGGCGGGGAAAAAUACGAGCAAUGAGCAAAAUGUCCGCUCGUAUUUUAUACUAAACCAUCGAAUAAGAGGUUUAUUAUUCCACUACAAAAAAAAUUGUUAUCAGAAACAUCCUGAUUCCGUCUGUGAGAAUGACGUUAACAAUGAGCAAAAUGUUCGCGCGUAUAAUAUGCGAAACCAUUGAAUGAGAGGUUAAUUAUUCUACUGCAAAAAAUGUUCUUUUGGCUUCUAAUUUCUAUUUUAUUUUCGCCCGCCGGUUUGCCCAGUUCAGGCAUAGUUGCUCCUUUUGCAUACGCCGGUAUUUGCCCUGUUGUAAACCGGUUAAACCAGGACACUACAGUGUAUUACGGCCAAGUAUUUUGUGCGUUCUCUUGACCUUAUAUGGUAAAAUGACAUAAUAGUGGAAUAAUAAAUGUGGAAUAUUAUUUCUCCUAUGUGGUGGACCUUUUUGUCCUUAGCAGGGUUACCUCAGGCUUUUGUGUAGUUUCUGUAAAAUAAAGCGGCAAUGAGUAAGUUUACUUUCUCCUGGUAGCCUCGAAGUCGUGAAGGGUGGUUCUAGAAUUCGCUUACAUUGUGGUGUGCAAGUCACAGGUGUCAGAGGGAGGGGGGGGAGUGUGGGAGGGGCAGUUCCCUUCUCUCUCCCUGUUGUCCAUUUUCAGGUUCUGCGUGUGACGUAUGGUCACGUGACUACCAAAAUUUCUUGUGGAGCUCCGCUAAAAGAACGGACAGCGUUCCCCAACCAGUCCAACAGUCAGAUCCAGUCUUCAGCGCGACCCCAAAAUGGUCAAUAGCCACCCUACUGAUCGCGCUUUGUACUGUCUGCUAUAUCCAAAAUCAAAGAUGGUUUCUGCAGAACUGUAGAUCGCUAGCAUGCGCAAAACAUACCUCUGGCACUCAAAAAACUUCAAGGGUCUUUCGAGAUCAACAUAUCAGUCUUUGAAAGGGUUUGAUUACAGUGGAUGAUAACAGUCUAAUUACGGUGGAUGAAAAUGGUUGCUUCACGGUUUGGGCAAAUGGUAAGCAAAAAUCAGGACGGGUAGAUUUCAGUCCGGAAUCGCGUUUACCGUUUGCACAGAUCAUUUCCAUUUACCAAAAAACGGCCGCGAAGGCACGAAUUUCCGUUUGGUAAUUCUGUGCGGAAAAAAGGGCUACCUUUUCAGAUAUUCCGUUGCUCUCGAAAAUUUUCCCUUGGAACGACCCGAAAAGUCAUGUUCCAUUUACUUUUGUAAGAGGUAAACAACCAACUCUUCUCUUUACGAUCGUCAGGUUGAUGGCUGGUGGAAGAUCCGCACAGAGGGACAUUGUUCAAUUUGUACCGUUCAGGAAUUUCAAAAAUGUAAGAAAUAUCAUCCCUGCUAUGAAAGUGUAAUAUAAUUGCCAUGCAAAAAUUGAGAAUUAGUUCAUGCCUAGCGAGCGUAUAUCGAGUUAUAGGUGCACGCCGAUUUUUGAGUGAUUAAUCAAUUUUUUACAACACAAUAAAAAAUUGCAAAUUUCUCUUAACGCGCGCCACAGAAAACAAUUUUUUGUUGUUGUUGUUUACCAACACGCCUUCAUCAAUUUGGUUGAAAGAAAACAUUUUGUCUCAAACUGACAGUUAAAAUUUGCUUAUUUAUUCUUUAACAGUCGAUCGAAACAAAGGCAAAGAGUUUCCAAGCCCACAUAAAGUUGAAAUACUCAGAUUUUGGUAAGAGGGCUUGGAUAUGGUUGAGAUUCGUACUGAAGAUUUUCACAUUUUAAUUUGCGACAUCCAGGAAACUUGUUCGUCAGCGAAAGCAACUCUCUGUUUUCAUAACAAAUAUAUCUGUAAGUGAACUAUAGUCACGAGUCUUUUUGAAAGGAACUCGCUACAGUUGUUUUUAUGAGUAAUAUAUGUCUUGUUUUUGCUUUUGUGACUUUAGAGGUGGCAUCACUUGCAACCUUGUAGGCAAUAUUGCACUCAACCUUAAAAAACAUGUAGCAGUAGUUGCAACCUUGAUAGCAAUACUUGCACAUACAAUCACACAUAGUUACUCUUGCAACUUUGCACGCGAUAUGACGCGUAAAAUUAUAGGUGGCACCACUUACAACCUCGCAAGCAAUAUUGUGCAUUACAUAACUGUUAGUAUCCCUUACAAGUUUGCACGCAAUCUUGUGCAUAACAUUACAGGGUGAGGUCGCACAACGCCAUCUUGCGCAUACCAUUACAAGUAACAUCACUUGCAACCUUGCACCCGAUAUUGCAAGUAGUAUCACAAGUAACAUUACUUGCAACCUUGCUCGUAAAAUUGUGUAUAACUUUACAAGUAGAAAUACUUGCAACCUUGCAGGCAAUAUCCCACGUAAUAUAUUACCAACUAACGUUACAGGUAACAUGACUUGUAACCUUGCACGCAAUCUAUCAGUUGCAACCUCGCAAGCAAUAUUACGCGUUACAUUUUUGUUAAAUAUUGCUCAUUACCUUACCGGUAGCAUCACUUGCAACUGAUUACUUUGCACGUAACCUUGUGCAUAAUAUUACAGAGUAAGCAAGCACUACUUGCAACCUCGCAUGCCUCCUUGUGCGUCACAUUAUACUUAUUAUGACAUGCAACCUUAAUAUAAUAUUGCUAGUAGUAUUACAAGUGACAUAACCUGCAACAUUGCUCGCAAUAUUGCCCAUAACUUUACCGGUAGUAAUAUUUGCAACCUUGCACGUAAUAUUCUACGUAAGCAGGUAUCAUCACUUGCAACCUUGCCCGAAAUAUUGCGCAUAGCAUUACAGGAAGCAUAAUUUUCUACCUUGCAUGCAGCAUUGCGCCAAACAUGAAGGAUUACUUGCAAUUUUGCAGGUAAAAUAACCUGUGACUUUGCACGCAGUAUUGAUGCAACGUUGCGCACAAUAUGGCUCGUAACAGUACUCUGUACAUUGCACGCAAUAAUAACCAAACAUUCUCACAAUAUUUCACGCAACAUCACACCCGCACCGCGGUUGUUUCUUAUAUUGCACGCAAUAUCUCAACAACAUAACGUUCCAACAACAUUGCCAACUACGUUCUCCCGACAUAAGAUAAAACAUAGCACGCAACAUUGUGCGUAAUGCCCAACAGCAAAUUUUAAGUUUGUUCAUUUAUUUGUUAUUUUAGUCCUCUCCUGCUGCACUUGCUAAAGAAGUAUUGGCCGAGGUACCCAAACAGCUGACAGAUUAUUUCAAAGCACGAAACAUCCAACCUCAGCAGCGACCAACUUGA
Messenger RNA from Porites evermanni, 18675 nucleotides. The record is from the annotation of a GenBank genome assembly. NCBI's taxonomy places the organism in Eukaryota, Metazoa, Cnidaria, Anthozoa, Scleractinia, Poritidae.